Messenger RNA from Candidozyma duobushaemuli, 516 nucleotides. RefSeq lists its product as uncharacterized. Lineage: Eukaryota; Fungi; Ascomycota; Pichiomycetes; Serinales; Metschnikowiaceae. The record is from RefSeq and is a predicted model, not a curated record. Bases 1 to 516 code for a protein of 171 amino acids. The transcript has a single exon.
AUGUCUUCCAGUCUAGAUUGUCUGCCUCAAAAUGCAUCGUCGGGUGACAUCUUCGAUCCCUUUGUCUACAAAUAUCGACUUACGAUGUCCAAGAGAAAAGUUGCUCUCGAUCAUGUUCGAGACUUCCUCGGAUAUGACUUGUCCAGUGCCAGAGACACCACCAUGAUCUACUUGCUUUUGAAAGAAGAAAUUUCAUUCACUGAAUUGGAAAUGAUAAGAAUUCUUGGGCUCCAAGCCAAUAUGAAAGUGGACCGGGCAAUUUUCAAUAAGUUUCGGGAAGUCGUAGGCUAUGCUGCUCGAAUUCUCAAAGAGCUGAUUCCCGUUGGGCUGCUUUUAGAAAUGCCGCUCACAGAUAUAAGCAGGAUAUGCUACGGUAUUGCCACCAAAUUUGAAUCCAUUUUCUUUGUGCCUGUCAAUGGUGGUGAACACCAAUUUGACUUCUGGUGGACUGAUCGCUUCAAUAGUGUGUGGCCCGUUGUUUGUGAGCUCAAUAGGGCCUAUAACGAAUUGGAGUGA